AUGAUUGCUGUUCGGUUUUGGUUACAACAACUUUUCAACUGUGUUUUUGAAUAUGCUGAGUUUCAAAAUGUUAUAUUUAAUCCGGAAAUGAUCAAUUUAUUAUUUGAUAACGACAAAACAAUUCUUAAACAAUUUCACGUUAAAGAACUCCUUAUAAAUCUAAAUAACAAUAUUGAAAUUGAAAAUAUUUUGAACUUCGCUUUAAAUCAUUCUAUAAUUUAUGUACAUCUUGGGAUCAGAUUUGAUCCGGACAAUAUUGAAAAUUAUACUAAUAUUUUAUUCAACAUUAUAAUAAAUGAAGGCAAUAAAUUGCCGGAAGUUUCUUUUGGUUAUUAUAAGUUUCCAGGCCUUUAUGAUCUUCUUGUUGAAUAUAUAACAAAAUCUAAGGAUUUCUCAAAAAUGGUGACUAGUACUCGCUUAGUUUAUAAUUCAUACAGAGAUUUGCCAAUAUCAGAGAAAGCAAAAAAUAUUAAAACUGGAGAAAUUUUUUUUACAAAAUAUGCAAAAUACCAAAUUGUCAAUAUUUAUAAUCCAGAAGUGAAAUUUUCAUUUCUAAUAAGGACCAAAUGUGCAGUCACAAUAUUUAUAUCACUAAAGGGGAAGAUAAAAGUUGCGAUAGCCUUAUACGAUUUUUCAAAUUAGAGAACUAGGUAGCACCCCGAGCAUUCGGGGGGUGGGCGUCGGGGAUCGGGUUUGUCGGGAUAGAGUCUUAGGGAUUCGGGUCGAGGUUUUUUCUAAAAUUCGUCGGGGGUUGGAUCAGGGUACGUGGUCGGGGUGCUGC
Molecule: messenger RNA, 781 nt
Organism: Meloidogyne enterolobii
Lineage: Eukaryota; Metazoa; Nematoda; Chromadorea; Rhabditida; Meloidogynidae
Source: the annotation of a GenBank genome assembly